Paramecium sonneborni is the source of this 2300-nucleotide messenger RNA. The record is from the annotation of a GenBank genome assembly. NCBI's taxonomy places the organism in Eukaryota, Ciliophora, Oligohymenophorea, Peniculida, Parameciidae.
AUGUUAAAAGUAGAAGUCAAAGAAUGCUAAAAAAAUGACCAUAAAGGAUUUUAAAUUGUAGCUGUAGAUCUUUCAGAAUAAUUUAACAAAGAAAAUGAUUAAAAAAGGUUUUAUUGUGUGAAAUGCCUAAUUGAAAAGAUAGGAUCCAAAAAAAUUAUUUUGUAUGAAGAAGCUAUAAAAAAAGGAGAAGAUGUAGAUAAGGAAUUAAAGAUAAAUACAGAAUAAUAAAAAAAGCAGUAGUUGGAGAAUAUAUAAAAAAUGAGAGAAAAAAUCAAAAUUGUUGGAGAAAAUCUUUAGUAACCUUUAGGAGCUAUGGAUAAAUAAAUAGAGUAAUAUAUCACUAAUUUGUAAAACUAAUUGGAAGCAAUUCCAGAACCUUCAACAAUCCAAAAUAAUAUUAAAUUAUUAUCAGAUUGUUAGAAAGAAGAUGGUUAAUUCUCAAGUCCUUAACCUAAAUUAGACAAUAAAGAGUUAGUGGCUUUAAUAAACUAGAUAAAUAAAUUUUUUGACUUAAUAAAGAACAAUGAAUAAUUACUUGAAACAAAAAAACAUAUGCAUUAAGUGGUAUAGUAAAGUUAAAUUAGUUAAGAGCCAUUUUAAUCAAAUGUAAGUAUUCUUUUAAUUUAAUAGACAACACCAGCUUUAAGUAUGAUAUGCGAAACUCAUUAAAGGGAGAUUAUAAUGCUUAAUUUAAGUCAAGUAGAAUUUGAGGAAAAAAUUCCAUUUUUAUGUGUCGAUUGCAUACAAAAUUGUUGUGCUGAAAAUAAGGCUAUUUCUAGUAUCAUAAAUCUAACUGAGGCUAAUAAAAAAUGGAAAAAGUAUUUAGGAGAAUAGGAUGAAAAGAGAUUCUAAAGACAAGCAAGAUUUAAUUAGGCGAUAGGAAUUAUAAAAAAAUUAUAAGAGAAGUACAAUCAAGAAUUAUGUAAAAUUAUUUAAUCCUUGAAUGAUCAAAUAACAAAAGAACCAUAAGGAUAUGAAAAACUUUAAAAAUUAAAAAAUAUUUCUUUGUUUUAAUAAGAAAAACAAAAUCUUCUUUAUAUAAUUGAAAUUCUUGGUCAAACAGAAAAGUAGAAAAAUUAGGAAAAAAAUUAAAAUUAAGAGGAUUUUAAAUUUUAUUAAAGCCAAAAGAAAUUAUUAGAAGAACUGAUUAAAGAAAAUUUAGUUGUAGAGAAUUAAUUAUAAUGGCUUUAGAAUUAUGAUUAAUGUAUUUUUUUUAAUGUUAUUUAGAACCCCAAAAAUCAAAUGAUGCUUCCAAAGAUAAGAUUGAGAAUGAUUAAGAAGUUAUAGAUUUUCUUAAAAAGACCACUAUUUAAGACUAAUAUUUAUCAUUCUUUGAAAUUUCAUUUAAUUCCUUAAAAACUUUUAAACAAGAAGAGUAAGAUCUGAAAUAAAAGGGAAAGUUAGAAAAAUUGUAAUAAUCUGAGGUUGAAACUUAAUCUUAAUCCCUUUUGAUAUUUUAAAAGUGGUAUAAAUAAUUUUAAGAUAACUAAGCAAAGUUGGAAAAAUUAAUGAAGGUUGAUGAAAUUGAAAAAAAAUUAACCUAAAUUGAAUAAGAAAAAUCACAAAUAUUAAUAGAAGAUAAAGAGAAUAAACAGAAGAUAUCAGAUUUAGAAGUGGAAAUAUAAGAAUAGUACAAAUCAUUUAUAUCAUCAUAAAAAGAAUAUUAGGAUAUAGAUUAAGCAUUAAUUAAAAAAAAUAACCUUGAAGAAUAGAUGUCAGAGUUAAAAUAAGUGUAUUCAAUUAUAACAACCAGCUGGCAAUAAGGAGAGUCAAAAUUAUUAUAAUCGGAAUUUGCAUAAAAAAUAUUCAAAUUUAUACAAGAAAAAACUAAAAGGGAAAUAAAAAAUAAAUACUUGAUAUAUUCUUCGGCAGAAUCUGGAUUAAAUAGAAAAACUUUUUGGGAUAGUGUUGAUAAAAAGUGUAAUUUAUUGAUGAUAUUUAAAUCUACAAGUCAAUAUAUAUUUGGUGGAUUCUCACCUUGUUAAUGGAUUUAAUCCAGUAGAUAAUACUAAGCUGAUGAAUCAUUGUCAUCAUUUUUAUUUUCUUAGACUUAAGAUUAAAUCUACCCUUUAUUAUCAAGUAAUUUUUCAUCUGCAAUCAUGAAUGAUGAUUCUUAUAUAUCAUUUGGAUAUUAAGAUAUUAAAAUCUCUUAUGAUUUUUAGAAUGGAUCAUCACUUUUAGGAGGUACAUACUAAUGUAACCAAUAUAAAAUUAACAAUUAUUAAAAUCAUUUAUUUGGAUAAGCUACACCUAAUAUAAAGGAAUGCGAAAUUUUAAUGAUAACAUUUAAAAAUAAAUGA